Vombatus ursinus (common wombat) is the source of this 751-nucleotide messenger RNA. RefSeq names its product neuropeptide Y (gene NPY). Gene Ontology annotation, molecular function: neuropeptide Y receptor binding; neuropeptide hormone activity. Bases 200 to 493 code for a protein of 97 amino acids. Gene Ontology annotation, cellular component: extracellular region. The record is from RefSeq and is a predicted model, not a curated record. The transcript is spliced from 4 exons. NCBI's taxonomy places the organism in Eukaryota, Metazoa, Chordata, Mammalia, Diprotodontia, Vombatidae. Gene Ontology annotation, biological process: neuropeptide signaling pathway; feeding behavior.
CCUCAUGACUCAACCACUACAUAUCCCGACACAGCCUUCUAAGACAGGACUCACUGGAAUUUCUCUCAUUGAGCGAUGCUCUUUAGGCUCCGAGCAGCAGGAGAAAUGAAGUCCUGGAGAUUUCUCUCCUCAGCAGUGCCUACUGCAAACAAAUAAGUUAUGAAGAAACAAGGAAGCAUCCUUCCCCUGUGCUGUCCAGAUGGAGAGAAGCAGGCGGCUGUGGCUGUAUGUGCUGACCUGUGCCCUGUCUCUGCUCAUCGGCCUGGAGACCUUGGCUGAGUCUUACCCAUCCAAACCUGACAGCCCCAGGCAGGACUCCCCACCAGAGGACCUGGCCAGAUACUACUCAGCUCUGAGGCACUACAUUAAUCUCAUCACCCGACAGAGAUAUGGAAAGCGAUCCAGCCCAGAGACCCUGAUCUCAGAUCUCUUGUUGAGAGAAAGCACAGAAAACCUUCCUAGAUCCAGGUUUGAGGAUCCUUCCAUGUGGUGAUGGGAAUUCCAGCUCAUCUUCAGUUUUUUCCUAUUCUCUCCCAUAUUCCAGGCUACAAAGCCUGGUUUACCUGGGUAUACCAACCUUGCCAAUGCAUGCAGCCCCCUUCCCCACAUCCCUUGAGUUUAUUUCCCACGAUUUUCUUGAAUAUAUGUUUAUUUAAAUAAAUUGCCAUGCAUUCAAAAUGUAACAGCAAAUGAAAAUUUUACUAUUGGAAGAGUAAGGAUUGUUGUAUUAUUAAAUGCUAUUAAAACCUCA